Colletotrichum orchidophilum is the source of this 105-nucleotide messenger RNA. RefSeq lists its product as uncharacterized. The transcript has a single exon. Lineage: Eukaryota; Fungi; Ascomycota; Sordariomycetes; Glomerellales; Glomerellaceae. The record is from RefSeq and is a predicted model, not a curated record. The coding region runs from base 1 to 105 and encodes 34 amino acids.
AUGCUACCUUAUUUUUUCCCCUCCUCAGUUCUUCCCUCCCCUGUCACCCUUUUUUUUUUUUUUCGGGUAUGUUUUCUUUACAGGUCACGAUCUUGGUCGAUUUAG